Pangasianodon hypophthalmus (striped catfish) is the source of this 2849-nucleotide messenger RNA. Its product is annotated as zinc finger protein 483-like. The transcript is spliced from 4 exons. The coding region runs from base 1025 to 1999 and encodes 324 amino acids. NCBI's taxonomy places the organism in Eukaryota, Metazoa, Chordata, Actinopteri, Siluriformes, Pangasiidae. The record is from RefSeq and is a predicted model, not a curated record.
GAGUCACUCCUGAGCAGUCGCUUUCGGAGAAAAGCCUGUCGGUCUCGGUGUCGGUCUCUCUCUCUCUCUCUCUCUCUCUCUCUCUCUGACUGUCUCUCUCUCGGUGAGUGUGUUUUCGGAUUUGCCUGUAACGACUCCGCCGUUGGUAAGCUGUCAGUUCUGCACAGCCGCUGGGAAGUGAACACUUGGACCCCGCCGUUGAAAAGCGAAUGAGGAACCGCUGGAACUCCACUGGACAUCUUUUAAUUCAUUUAGCGGAGUUCAUGCGAGUGCUUUAGCCGUCGGAAAGCGAAUAGUCCGACACCGCCGCUGGAAAAGACACGGAUGUUAGAAGACAAAUAUUCCGACACGGCCACUGAAAGGAGCAGGAAGACCAGUCGGAUUAAUUCACCGGACUCAUCUAGCGUUUACUUUUACACCUGUUUCUCUCUCUCUCUCUCUCUCUCUUUUUUGUUAUUAUUAAUGUCUUGGCAGAAAUCAGAAUACACACGGAGCUUUUGUUUCACAACUCUGCCAGUUUUGGUGAAAUUUCCGCGGUGCAGACAAUGCUGUCUUUUAGCCUCUAAGAGACAUAUUUAUCAUUUUCAUUUGACUUACAGCUAUUUUAAACCUUUUUCCGAUAAGUUGCAUGAUUUGCCUUAAUACGAUCUACACAGUGUCGUUACACUUCGCCUUAUUUAAUUCUGAAUUUGAGCGCAGCGCCAUAGAGGUCAUAUCUGACUGGCAGCUCCCCCCAAAAUGGACCAAAUCGGUCUCCACACGGGGGAAGAGGACCGACCCGGUCUCCACACAGGGGAAGAGGACCGACCCGGUCUCCACACAGGGCCAAAAGACCAACUUGGUCUCCACCCAAAAAAGGAGUGCCGGGGGUCCUCGCAGAGGCUCUCAGUCUUACAGGUCCCAAGAGCAUGUAUAAGUGCCGUGUCUCUUCUCUGGUGCUCAGUUACGUGCUGAACGACUGGUGAACUCGGAGCCGGAAAGCGACAACGACGUUGGAAGACAAAUAAUCGGACACCGCAGAAGAAUGGACCCGUCGGGAUUCAGCUGGAGAGGUGUGAUACCAGAUAGAGAGCUGAUGCUUCUCCAACUGAUUCUCCCACAUCAGACAAAGCUAACCAGUGUGACACUGUGUAUUAUGCAAUCUGAAGAUGUCAAGACAGCAGUCCUGCAGUUGUCAGAGCAACAUCGCCAGAGGUUUCGCUCCUUGAGCCUCAGUGAGGUCGGCGACCUAUUUGCAUUUGCACAACAGCUCCAAGACCACUGUCAGAAGUGGUUGCUGGCUGAAGAUUGUGAUCCCAGAAGGAUUGUGGAGCUUUUGGUAAAGGAGCAGUUUAUCAACCAGCUUCCAGAACAGACCGCCCACUGGGUUCAGCAUCACCAACCAGCAACACCAAACGAGGCCAUCCAAAUGGCAGAGAACCACCUGAUGUCUCUUGUUGUCUCUCCCCUUAACAUCUCCCCAAGCUGGGUACAUUCGGUCAAGAGUGCUGAACAAUACACAAUAGAUCCCUCACACCACACUGAGAUUAUGCAGCUAGAGGAAUCUGAAGAUGUCAAGAGAGCCAUCUCGCAGUUGUCAGAGCAACAUCGCCAGAGGUUUCGCUCCUUGAGCCUCAGUGAGGUCGGCGACCCGUUUACAUUUGUACAACAGCUCCAAUUCCACUGUCAGAAGUGGUUGCUGGCCGAGGAUUGGGACCAUAGCAGGAUUGUGGAGCAGUUGGUAAUAGAGCAGUUUAUCAGCAAGCUUCCAGAAGAGACUGCCCACUGGGUUUGUCAUCACCAACCAGAAACACCAAACGAGGCCAUUCAAUUGGCGGAGAACCACCUGGAGUCUUUCGCUGUCUCUCCCACAGUGGCUGAAGGCGAGGUGUGUGCAUGGGGAUUCUCACAAAUAUCCACUGUGCCAGUCAUGAUCAGUUUCUGGGGACAAAACCAUGUUCAGGCAGUGGUUAGUCCUGCCACGAACCAUCUGCUGAUUUUGGAUACAAAAUUGGCCUGAUUUCCAAGAACUUUUUGUAGAGUUUUUGUAGUGGAUGGAUUACUCAAUUUACAGUUCAUGUCUUUGAUCUGUACUACUGUGAUUCGCCAGCUUCGACGAACACACUUGAUAUCACAGCAUUAUCUGUAAUCUGUAUUUGACUAUGAUUUUCUUGUGUGCAGGCUUUGCCUAUUUUGUUAUUAAGUGGUCUGUAUUUUGUUGGUUCUUCUUAUUAAUAAAACAAAAAUAUUAAUAUGUGAUAGAUUUCUGAAAUCUUCAUGGUGAUGUCUUUAUGUAAAGCAAAGUUUUUAUAUCAUAAUCUAGAGAAGCCUGACUAACUCUUUUUACCAGUGAUGACUGGAAACCAUUUUAAUGACAUGUCUGGGAAUUUGUACACAGUUUUAUUUCCUUUUAUUUCCUUCUGGCAUUGUAAUUCCUUGUGAUGCUCCACAUCAUUUCAUUAUUUAAUUUAUUUAACUUAUUUAACUGUUUUGUGGUUGCAUCAUCUGUGGUGUCCUCAUAGUGGAGCGCAGUCUUUCUUAAAAAAAGAAAAAGAGAAAAUUUGUCUGAAAAAUGUUAAGUGGUGAAAACCAUUAAAUAGUCCAUGUUACAAGAGCCUAUUAUAUAUUUUUAAAUAUUGUAAUAUUUGUCAGUUACAUGAGAUGUAUUUGUGAAUCAGUGCAGUUAUAAGGUGUUAGCAUGCUAAAGCAGCCUCCUGUAAGCACCUGGUUAAAACUUUUCUUCUGUGUCUUGACUGGUGUGUAUCUCUGUGAGUGCAGGAUGACUAUAACAUGCUGAAUUUGUAUGGCUUUUAUUGAGAGCACUUCCAGAAUAAAUAACUGUUGAACCUGCAGUCUGACUCCUCAGUCAU